Messenger RNA from Durusdinium trenchii, 1225 nucleotides. NCBI's taxonomy places the organism in Eukaryota, Dinophyceae, Suessiales, Symbiodiniaceae. The record is from the annotation of a GenBank genome assembly.
AGAAGCAAUCCUUUCUUCAUCUUUCUUCUGCAGAGAGGGUCAUAUGAGCUUUGCUCAAAAACUGCUUGCGACUGAACAGGAAACCUCCACAGAGAAUUGCAUUCUGGUAUCGCUUGAACUUGGCUCAAGCAUCAAUCGGCUGUGCGGCUCUAGCAUCGCUGGGUGCACCGCUUAGAGGUCGGAGGAUGGCGGGUUCGGUGCCCGCCGACAUUGAGGUGGGACUGAUUGGAGAUUCAAGUCUGAUGGUCACCAACGGAGCAAAGAAGAGACGAAAGUCUCACUUCGUAGACCAGCAUGAGAGUUUAAAGGGGAAAAUCAAGCUUACGCCCUAUUGCGGCGGAGGUGUGAAGAACUUCAUUCAACAUUUGAAGAACAGCGGAAACUACGGCACCUUGGGAAUCAGCUAUUUUGGCAACGAGCACCCAAAGGUCGCCAUGCGUAGCAAUGCGCAACGAUUGAGGAACCACCAACGGAUGUGGGAUGAACUUUUCCAGCUGCUACGCACCAAGGUCCACCGCACGGUCUUCUUCAUGGGAGGCUAUGCGGACAAGUUCAGUACAUGCACCCCUGUCUAUGAUGACAAUAUGGGGAUGAUCCGUGAGUGGAUCCAACAGGCGGGCUUUAAAUUAGAAACGCGCUUCGAGGAGGUGGCCGUGAUGAGUUUGGGCGACUCUGAGCACUUUGCAAUUAGUGAACUGGCAAAGCUCGCCAACAUGUGGCACCACAUGCUGUUUGGAGGAGAAUGGGAAGGUGAAGUUGCAGCCACAGCCAUGGCGGCGGCAUCUUCCUCAGAGGCCUGGCCUCCGCUGCCCUUGAAGGCUCUCCCACUCCCCCCUUGGGAAGAUGCGGGAAUUGCGUGCAAGCCAAGCGAAGAAACUGUAGCGGAGUUCCAGGAGACCAUGUGCAACACCAUGGACUCCGGGGAGACGGCACCGCAUCGACGUUGGAACAGGCCGCAUCAGCAGGGGCGACGCCGGUGGCAGUCGAAGACGCCGGCGGCAGAGGACGACGAUGAGAAGACCCCAUCGGCCGAGAAUGAUGGGAAGAAGCCUUCAACAUCACAGAGCGAAUGGAAGACCCAAUUGGCCGAGAAUGAUGGGAAGAAGCCUUCAUCGCACAGCGCUUGGAAGACUCGAUGGGCAAAGAAUGAUGGGAAGCAGCCUUCAACAUCACAGAGCGAAUGGAAGGCCUCAUGGGCCGAGAAUGAUGGGAAGAAGCCUUCAAC